Hypomesus transpacificus is the source of this 767-nucleotide messenger RNA. Its product is annotated as histone H1-like. Gene Ontology annotation, biological process: nucleosome assembly. The transcript has a single exon. Gene Ontology annotation, cellular component: nucleosome. Gene Ontology annotation, molecular function: structural constituent of chromatin; DNA binding. NCBI's taxonomy places the organism in Eukaryota, Metazoa, Chordata, Actinopteri, Osmeriformes, Osmeridae. The record is from RefSeq and is a predicted model, not a curated record. Bases 52 to 660 code for a protein of 202 amino acids.
GAGCACAGAAAUCAGUGGAGUUUACUCGAGCAAUCGGUUCAAACGACAGACAUGGCAGAAGUCGCCCCUGCAGCUCCCGCUCCGGCCAAGGCACCCAAGAAGAAGGCAGCAGCUAAGCCCAAGAAAGCGGGACCCAGCGUCAGUGAGCUGAUUGUUACGGCUGUGUCCGCCUCCAAGGAACGCAGCGGCGUGUCCCUGGCAGCGCUCAAGAAGGCUCUUUCAGCGGGGGGCUACGAUGUAGAGAAGAACAACUCCCGCGUCAAGAUCGCCGUCAGGAGUCUGGUUACGAAGGGGACCUUGGUCCAGACCAAGGGAACCGGCGCCUCAGGGUCUUUUAAGAUCAACAAGGCCGCCGAGACCAAGGCAAAGAAGCCUGUCAAGAAGGCCGUCACUCCGAAGCCCAAGAAGGUUGUCGCUAAGAAGCCCGCUGCGGCCAAGAAGCCCAAGAAGGCUGUGGCGAAAAAAACGGCACCUGCCAAGAAGUCUCCCAAGAAGGUAAAGAAGCCCGUGGCAGCAAAGAAGACUACCAAGAGCCCCAAAAAGGCCAAGAAGCCUGUGACGCCCAAGAAGGUAGCAGCCAAGAAGAGCCCGAAGAAGACAGUCAAGGCAGCCAAGCCAAAGGCGGCCAAGGCCAAGAAGGCUACACCCAAGAAGAAGUAAUUUCUUGAAUACGACUUCUACGUGGCAGUUGCAUUGCUCAGUUACACAUGCAAAAACAAAAGGCUCUUUUGAGAGCCACCAGCUCUUUCCGUUAAAGCGCAUUUGCA